Molecule: messenger RNA, 950 nt
Organism: Danio rerio (zebrafish)
Lineage: Eukaryota; Metazoa; Chordata; Actinopteri; Cypriniformes; Danionidae
Gene: dkk3a
Product: dickkopf WNT signaling pathway inhibitor 3a
Biological process (GO): negative regulation of Wnt signaling pathway
Cellular component (GO): extracellular region
Source: RefSeq, marked provisional
CACUGUACAGCAUCAGUCGCGCUGCCAACAUGUUUCUGCUCGGAUUCAGCCUCUGCCUGGCCGUCGUUCACGGUAUUGUGCCCGAAAUACCCAAAACAGACAUGGACAUCAUUGCAAACAUGGAGACAAAUGCAGCGCAGGAGCAAACGAUGAGUGACGUGUUGAAAGAGGUGGAGGAACUGAUGGAGGACACGCAGCACAAGCUGGAGGACGCGGUGCAUCAGAUGGACAAUGAGACAGCAAAAUCAAGCCUUCAUCCACAGAAUGUCUCUUCAAACCUCCAAAAUUACAGCGCUAUUGAAACCAUAGCUGGGAAUCAAACCAUUUCUAUCGGAGAGAGAAUCAAUAAGACAACAGACAAUUCAACGGAAGAGACGAACAAUUUAUCAUCAAUACAGCCCAGAGACAAAGAGAACAUCGUCGAUCACGAGUGUGUCAUUGACGAAGACUGUGAGAAGGGCAAGUACUGCCUCUAUGAGACGCACAGCUCAAAGUGUCUGCCAUGCAAACAGCUUGAUGCGUCAUGCACCAAAGACGAGGAGUGCUGUGCGGGACAGUUGUGUGUUUGGGGUCAGUGCACCAUCAACAUCACGAAGGGAGAAGCAGGAACCAUCUGUCAGUAUCAGACUGACUGUAAGGAGGAUUUCUGCUGUGCCUUUCAUAAAGCCUUGCUAUUCCCAGUGUGCAUUGCUAAGCCAAUAGAACGCGAGCGCUGCAUCAUUUCAGCCAAUCACCUGAUGGAGCUGCUGUCAUGGGAUAUGGACGGGGAGGGGCCUCAAGAGCACUGCCCAUGUGCUGGAGAACUGCAGUGCCAACAUCGCGGUCGUGGUGCGCUGUGUCUGAAGAGCCAGAACUCCAGCGAGGAGGAGCUCACCGACACACUUUACUCUGAGAUCGACUACAUCGUCUGAGACUUCAACACAAAGACGAAGCAGAGCUGCUCAAUGCUU